Aureobasidium melanogenum CBS 110374 is the source of this 1449-nucleotide messenger RNA. RefSeq lists its product as uncharacterized. The record is from RefSeq and is a predicted model, not a curated record. The transcript has a single exon. NCBI's taxonomy places the organism in Eukaryota, Fungi, Ascomycota, Dothideomycetes, Dothideales, Saccotheciaceae. The coding region runs from base 1 to 1449 and encodes 482 amino acids. Gene Ontology annotation, cellular component: fungal-type cell wall.
AUGAAGAACUUCAUCGCCGCCAGCGCUGUCCUGGCUGCUUCCAUCUCUGGAGUUGCUGCCGACCUUUGCAGCAAGGGUUCCGUCGACGACAAUGGCAACUGGUAUUGCCAGGCCGUCGACUCUAUCACCUACACUGGAAUGAUGGGCAAGGGCUCUUACAACAAGAUUACCAACAUGGACAGCAACUCUGGUUCUUGCUCUUCCACUCCUUACGGCUAUUCGGGUGAGAUGUCUCCUCUUGAUGAGGAAGUCUCUCUCCAUUUCCGUGGUCCUCUCAAGCUCAAGCAGUUUGCUUUCUUCUCACCCAGCGCCGACUCUUCUGAAUCUUCCAAGAAGGCCAAGCGUAGCGCCAUGCACCGUCACAACCACGCCCACCAGCAUGCUCACAAGCACAAGCGUGACGAAGAUGUUGAGAAGCGCGGUGUUGGCGAUUGGGUGACCGCCGUAAUCGAUGGACAGACCGUUUCCUGGAUCAACGAGUGGUCUGGCGUUGCUACUACUGCUGCCGCUGCUCCUGCAGCCACCACUUCUGCUGCUGCCGCUCCUGCAAGCACCGAGUCUGCUUCAGCUGGCUUCUUGAACAAGCUCCUGAAGGUCAACGCUCCUGCCGCAUACAGCUCCAGUGCUUCCAGCUCCAGCUCUGCCGUCGUCGCAUCGGCCUCCUCCAGCUCCUCAUCCCAGUCGUCCUCCGCUUCUGCCUCUGCUUCCUCUGGCAGCUCUGGGUCCUGGGGUCGCAAGGCUUACUACAACUCUGAGGCCGGCUCCGUAGACAAUGUCGUUUUCCUGAACCACAAUGGUGGCCAGGGCUCGGGUGUCUUCGACUACACUUUCGGCAACUCGCUCUCAUACUCUAACAGCCAGGGCAACGCUGGUGCCUCCUCCCCUCAGGUCCUCGCUGACACUCAGCUGGCCUCCAACGACGAGGUCAUCAUCAUGUCUGACAAGGAGUGUGAUGGUGGUGACUGUGGCUACGUCCGUGACGGCCAAGUUGCUUACCACGGUUUCGCUGGCGCCCAGAAGGCUUUCUUCUUCGAGUUCGAGAUGCCUCUUGAUGGUAACACUGAUGCUGCUACCAACGGUGACAUGCCCGCCAUCUGGAUGCUCAACGCUCAGAUCCCUCGCACUCUCCAGUACGGCCAGGCUGAUUGCUCUUGCUGGACGACCGGUUGCGGUGAGUUCGACAUCUUCGAGGUCCUUGCUCCUGGUGAUCUCCGCUGCAAGUCUACUCUUCACAGCAACAUCAAGGGUGGCAACUCGGACUACUUCAAGCGUCCCAUCUCUGGCAGCAUGAAGGCCAUGGUCCUCCUCAACGGCGAGAACAUGCACAUCAAGGUCCUCGACAACGACUACCAAGUCCCCACCAGCAUCGAUGCUUCAUGGAUCUCCAAUCAAUGCGAGACCAGCUUGAUCCAGAACACCUUGAACUCCCUCUUCGCCUUGGUGUCGUAA